AUGAUUGAACACUCUGAUCCUGAAAAUUCUGUUAAAAAUAUUAAAGAUACCAUCAUUCAGAUUAGAACAGAAAAUAAUGAUGAUGGAUAUUCCAAUAACCUAAUCAUUAAAUAUCCACAUUUAGAGAUUUCUAUAAAUAAUAACAACAAUACACAUAUAUCUAUAAAUAAUUUUCAAAGUCACGAUUCAACUAAAUCAUUUCAUGUUUCAGAAAUUAUAUGUAAGCCCCAAAUCAACACGUCUUCAAAUUUAUGCAUUAAAGACUUAUCGCCAAUAUCAAAUAGCUCCAAAUUGAUACAGUUUCAAGAAUCCAAAAAUCUGGAAAAACCACCUUUCGAUACUAUUAAAGGUUUGGAUGUAAUCCACAACAUUGUCGAUAAUUAUGCGCAUUUUACCUUGCACGGAAACGAGAGCCCGCAAAUAACUCGUGAGACUUUAGCAUCAACAUCUCAAGACGUAAGCAACGUUCAAGACGAUGCCAACGAUAAGAACGAAAUAGCCACCCUAUCCAAAAUGUUAAAUUACAAUAAUGACAUGACCCAGUGGAUUGAUUCGCGGGCGAAUAUCGAUUCCUCUACCCUGACAUCCCACCUAAAUAAAAGGGAGGUUGAUAUAGUACUUACAAAGUCUAUAAAAAUGAAAUCACAAUUGACGACCUCUUUACCGUUACACCCCCAAAGUGUCGCUCGUAUCGAUAGCGUUCUAAAUUUAACCACCCCAAAAAUUAUUGAUCGUUAUAAAAACGCCCACAGUCUCUCAAAUAAUUCAGCAUUUCGCGAUUCAGUUACCAAGUUAAAUUUGACCGAUAAAGGUAGCAAAGCUUGGACAAAGGAUUUAGAAUCUUGCCAAACGCAAUAUGAUUUGGGCAGAUUAUCGCAAUCAUCUUCCGAGGGAGCUGCUGGUUCAUCCUCUGAAUCUGUGUAUCACGAUUAUUCGUCGUUGUCAUCUCGAGUCUCUAACGGUUCAAAAAAUCGCGAUAAUAUACGUGUUAAUAAAGAUGAACAAUCCUCACAUUUUUGGCUAUCUCAAGUUGCUAGCAAAAACAAAUCCUUCGAAGACCCAGAAAACGUCUCCAAAUUUUUUGGCAGAGGCGAUUUUAUAGACCUUUCACAAAAUUCACGCCUCCCUAGUAACACGCCUCGUAAAUCGGAUUUGCUCCAAGAAAUAUCGCUUCCGAUUUUAAAUAGGAGCCGAAUGUCAAAUACGUCGGAUUUGAUAAGGAGUAAAUUAAGCAUGAAGAAUAAUUCUAUCAAAUACUACAAUUCAUCCGGAGUUCAGACAACCAAAGAUGUAAAGCCUGGCAACAUUUCUGGAAACACAAAAAAUCGCGUUCUAAAUACCACAAAAUCGGAGAGCCCGAUAAUGUUCGAUUUUAAGGCCAAUGUUUUUAAUGUCAAUUCUAUGGAUCAAAUGGAGGAUUUCUCCAACAAUCUAGUUCCGAAAGAUCAGCUUUAUGAUGAUAAUAUAUCGAAUAUUGAAGAAAGUAGUCGUAAAAGUUUAACAUAUGAUGUCUCAAACAGGAGCCCUCGAACCAAAUCCCGAUCCAAGAAUGCUAAUCUUGGUAUCACGAGUUCGAUUAGAAGUCCUAUAACUUACCAUCAAAUUUCUGACAUGAAGGAUGCCACGACGGAUACCUUUGUCAUUCCAACAUCACCAGAUAUUAGCUAUAAUAAAAACGAUCUCAUCGAACGUGACGAAAAUAGAAAUUCGAUUCGCCCAAACUCUAUUGCGAAUGGAAACCGACCCGAUACCGCCACAUCUUACUCUCUAAUGAAGGACGUGCUGACCGAUUCCAACAAAAAUUUAGUAGACCUCGUUAAGGAUCUCAUGAAAGAAAUGCUGGGCUUAAAAAAUCCGAUCGUGAAUAACAAUAGAAGCUCCGCGACAGGUUUAAAGGGUGGUCCCUUAGAAUCGGGUUCAUCUGGUAAAAAAGAUUUACCCGAAAAGCAACCGAAGCGUCUCGUUGAUAACCAAUUCAAAAAUAGCGAUAAUGCGGCGCUUCAACCCGGGGUACGGCGAACCGAUUCAAAUUAUUACGCAUCAUUUAACGACAGUCUAUCUAAUCGUUCCUCUCACUCUAACUCUGAAUUGAGGCAAUUGAUAGCAGAAAUGAUCAAGAAAGAAUUAAAAUCCUUCGAUGACAAAAAAAGGCAGAAUGACGAAUCCAGUGAAGAUCGUUUACAAUUGGUCCCACGGCCUCAUACCCGAAAUCGAUAUAAGGCUUCGAGCGAUAGUUUUUCCAGUUUCGCAAAUUUAAAUUUUGAAACGGAUUUAAAGCCCUUAACCUCCUUGAUAAUAGAUCGCGUGCUAAAAAUGGUGGAAAAACUUAUUUUUAAAAAGAUGACAAGUAAUCAAAUUGAAUCCUUGUCAUCAAACCCGGCACGUAACAAACAUUCUACUCCUAAAAAAGUUCGUUCCAAAUUUAAAGAGUACCAGUUCAAUGACAACAGCAGUAUCCUAACUUUAGCUAACAACCAAGCCUUACACACGUUUCCUUAUUCCAAUGCUUCCCUUAACAAGGAUUCAUUUCAGACUCUCCUCGCGAGCAACGCAGCCAAAAACGAUUCCCAUUUCAAUAUAAGCGACAUCACGUCGACCGACUAUUACGUGGACGACACUAAAUAUAUAGUUGACUCUCCGGCAAGUACGAAUUACUUGGCCGAUCUGUCUAACACCUUUGACAUUACCAAAAACGGAACAUUCUUCGGCAAAGAUACUACGCUAAAGAAUUCGAAUAUUAGCUACGUUGCGGGGGAUAUUUAUAAAUCGUGCGAUAUUGACCGGGACGCAAAUCAAAUCGAUGCGACGAUCGCUGAUCCAUUGAAAAAUAACAUUUCGGAUAGCUUUAAUGUCAAGGACGCAAGUUUGAAUGUCCAUCCUUGCGCCUUUACCUCUAACGAACCCUCUAAACCUUUGCAAAAUAUUGAUACCAAUACAAAUGUUCCAAUAACUACUGGAAUUUUCAAAACCGCGAACGGUAAACUUAGUACAAUUUCUCCCUUUCCCACAGUACCUGAUUUAAAACAAAAUCUUGAUUUGACAAAUAACGAUCAGAGUAAUAUUGUAGACGAAACUUUGAAUGAUAAAUUAGAAUUCGAUGAUAGUAGCAUAGCAAAAUUCACCUCACAAUUUGAAGGAUUAUCUUUGAAACAAGCCCUCAAAACCUUUCGACCCGAUUUCAUAAUCAACUCCUGGUGUCGUCAGCAGCACGUAUCGUUUCUCUCCGAAAAACGUAAGCAACGUAGCAGAUCACGAUCCGAAUCCUUGAAUGGAUCCAAUACUUCUCUCGAUAUUCCAAAAGUCAGGCGGGCCUUACAGCUCAGUCUUCGCAGGCGCGCCAGAAAAUUGAAGAAAAAUCUGGAUUCACAUAAAGAUGCCACGGUACCGGUAACAGUUCCCAAGUCGAAUAUAUGCAAUACUACCGAGAAACUCGCAAAGGAUCAAAAAGUUGAAGGCAAAAGGAGUCUUAAAUCAGAAAAUCCUACCCUUUUGCGCCACACCAAAAUUUCUUCUGAAAUUAACUCUCCCGGAUCCGGUAAACGGCUAAUAAAUUAUAAAAUUAGCAAAACCCGUACCACCCUGAAUCAAUCCCUUACCACUCCGACUAAAAGAGAACUGAACGAAAAUGGUAAAAAUUGUGGUAAAGAUUACCGAAUCCUAAACGUGUCCAAGUUUACGCUACCCGUCGUUUCAAACUCAAUAUCUUUCUCUCAGGGUUAUAUCAGCGAUGAUCAACAUUUCCCAAUGAUUUCUCAUUCCCACAACCAUCCCCAAAACAAAACGUAUGAUAUCAGUAUGAAGAAACACUAUCAAAAAAACCCACAAUCAAUGCAAAAUAUUAUCAACAUUAAGUUACUAAAUGAAUACAAAACUUGUUCUUAA
Molecule: messenger RNA, 3882 nt
Organism: Gordionus sp. m RMFG-2023
Lineage: Eukaryota; Metazoa; Nematomorpha; Gordioida; Chordodea; Parachordodidae
Product: probable serine/threonine-protein kinase DDB_G0282963
Exons: 9
Coding region: 1-3882 (1293 amino acids)
Source: RefSeq, a predicted model, not a curated record